This is a messenger RNA of Parnassius mnemosyne (clouded apollo), 381 nucleotides long. The record is from the annotation of a GenBank genome assembly. NCBI's taxonomy places the organism in Eukaryota, Metazoa, Arthropoda, Insecta, Lepidoptera, Papilionidae.
AUGGAUGAAAUAGAAUACAAGUUAAAAACGAAAAAUAAUGUAUUAAUAGUAAAUGCUAUCGAUAAGUUAAUUUCUAUCAUAAAAUCGAAGUAUAAGCCGGCUGAAAGGCAGAGAUUCGUUUUAGAGAAUGAAGAACUCAAAUUCUUACGAGAAAAAUGCAUGUCAGAAAAUACUUUUGUCAGUCUUACUGCAUACCAAGGCCUUUUGGCUUUAGUAGAGCUAGGAGUUCUUGAGAUUGGACACACUAUGUCCACCGUCAUAACCUUACUUCCAAGUGCUCAUUUGAAAUCUUUUCAGAAAUUACUCUGCAACUAUAUCGACAAUGGCAGGGCUCUUAGUUUUGGACCUUCGCUCACGUCUUAUACCAGGGCAGCCUUAUAA